Messenger RNA from Penaeus vannamei (Pacific white shrimp), 1549 nucleotides. It is a transcript of the gene Psf3, whose product is annotated as DNA replication complex GINS protein Psf3. NCBI's taxonomy places the organism in Eukaryota, Metazoa, Arthropoda, Malacostraca, Decapoda, Penaeidae. The record is from RefSeq and is a predicted model, not a curated record. Gene Ontology annotation, cellular component: GINS complex. Gene Ontology annotation, biological process: mitotic DNA replication initiation.
UUCCGACAGAGCAGUUAUAAAAACGCCUGAAAUACACAUUACAAAUUCCCAAUGGCGUGCAAUGCGAGCUAUUACCCCAAUUAUUUCUCUCUGAGUGAUAUAUUAGCGACCCAGGAUAGAGUUCCCUGCAAAUUCGAACUUUCUGUGUAUAAUUUAGGCUACCUUGAUCCAUCUAGUGGCAAUAAAGAUGUGGUUGCUGGAACAAAGCUGGAGCUUCCCUGUUGGCUGGCCAGAGCUCUCUGCUCAUCGAGACGGCAUAUAGUGUCAGCCCAGUUGCCAAAUACAUUUAAGGAACGAUAUAGAGAAAUUAUGAAAGCUGAUGCAAGUGUCGUAGAUUUGCACAAGCUUGGACCCCACUACUAUGAGUUAGGACAGCAUCUCCUACCACUAGCGGGACCUGAGGCAGCAGCGCUAGCCUCACUUUUGACACAAACUCUUAGAGAACGCUUACGAGGAAUAAUGGACUCUGCACAGAACUCUCUAAGGGACGAUGUAAAUGCCCAGAUUGCUAAAUUAGAUGAGCUUGAGAGGACACUCUUCCAUGCUGGCCAGAAAGCUCUCCAGGAUCACCAGUUGUGGCUGUCCCGCAGAGCUCACAUCCUCACCACUUCCACUAUGGUUGAUCAGCAUAAUAAGAGGAAAUUCUCUGCAAUUGAUUCAUGAAAAAAGGGAAAUUAAAUUUAAGAUUAUGUACAGAUUUUUUCACUUUUCUAGAAUAACAAUCAUGUCAUGAAGAAACAAUAUAUUGAAUAUAUUUAGAUUUGUAAAGACAAUGGAUUUGAUACAUAACUUAUGGUAUUUGAAAUUUUAAGGCUCAGAUAUUUGGUCAGAUUUGUAUGGAAUAAUAAAGCUAAACACAAACAAUGAUUAAAUAAAAUUCCAUUCUUGCUUACCUCUAAAAUUACCUGUUAUUCAGUCACAACAGAUUCUCCUGUAUAUGCUGAAGCUUACAUUUGUGUUAAAAAUGUGCAAUAUAUAGCAUUAAAUCAGUAUAAGUGAAGCUUGAGAAGACUGAAAAAGAUAUCAUGUAGUUUUAAGGCUCAGCAAAAUCUCUGUAUUGCUUAUAUUUUAUAGCAUGUCAUACAAUUUUUAGUUCUGAAAUGAUGCUGUUGUUAAUGACAUAUUGCUCAUUGCAUCCUUAAAACAGAAGGAGCAUAGAAGGCCCAUAUGAAGAAUGGAGAACACAGUGCAUCUAUAGUGUUUUAAAAUUGAAAAUGUUUUAAAUGCUAUAUAUUUUCAGUCAAAGGGAGCUGACAAAGAACCUUAGAAAUUUCAGUUAAGUAGGGCUCGAUUUGUUUUUAUUUUGGACAUAUAUCUCUAACACAACACAAACAGAAAGGUACAAAUAGUACCAACAAGCCAUUGGUUGUAAACAGCUGUGAUAAAUUUUUACAAAAAACAUUCACAUGAAGGCCACUGAUCCUGAAUAAAAGUUUUGUCCCCAGAACCUGGCUGUCCCUUUGCAUAUCUUUGGUAUUAUGAAGAAAAUGUAAUACCUAGGUGCCUUUGCUCUGCAAGACUUACCUGUUAUUAAACUAACUUGACAUUA